CCCGGCCUUCCCAUUCAUUAUCGAUCAUAUUUUAUAAAAUCCAACGCCACCACAAUUUUUUCCACAUUACCGGGAGCCUCCGGGAGGCCGGGAGAUCAUUGGCCGAGGGCGGAUCACGUGGGCCGGGGUCACGUGGCCCAAAGAGGAAAAAGGGGGUCCUUUUUGGUGUAAAUCUGGACUCUAAUUCUGUAAUAUAUCAAGGAAUCUCGUAAAACCGACACUAAAACGUCCCCGACUACAAAUCAUCCGGCCAAAUUAUGAGUUCAUUGUAUUAUGCGAAUGCUUUAUUUUCUAAAUAUCCAGCCGCAAGUUCGGUUUUCGCUCCAGGAGCCUUCCCCGAACAAACUUCUUGCGCCUUUGCCUCCAACCCCCAGCGCCCGGGCUAUGCAGCGGGUCCCGGCGCCCCGUUCUCCGCCUCCGUGCAGGGCCUGUACCCCGGCGGGGGGGGCAUGGCUGGCCAGAGCUCGGCCGGCGUCUACGCGGCCGGCUACGGGCUCGAACCGGGUUCCUUCAACAUGCACUGCGCGCCCUUUGAGCAGAACCUCUCCGGGGUGUGUCCCGGCGACCCCGCCAAGGCGCCUGGCGCCAAGGAGCCGAGGGACUUGGCGGCCGAGAGUAACUUCCGGAUCUACCCCUGGAUGCGGAGCUCAGGGACUGACCGAAAGCGGGGCCGCCAGACCUACACGCGUUACCAGACCCUGGAGCUGGAGAAAGAGUUUCACUACAACCGCUACCUGACCCGCCGGCGGCGCAUCGAGAUCGCGCACGCGCUCUGCCUCACUGAAAGACAGAUCAAAAUCUGGUUUCAGAACCGGCGCAUGAAGUGGAAAAAGGAGAACAAAACCUCAGGCUCCGGGGUCACUGGUCAGGACAAGGCAGAAGCAGAGGAGGAGGAGGAGGAGGAGGAAGAGUGAGGGACAGAGAGAGCAAAGAGUAGGGGAGAGAGAGAAGAGAAGGAGAACCCAGUUCUGGGAACUGAAGCAAGAAACUCAAAGAAGAAGGGGGGAAACUAUUUAAAUGGAGCAGUUAAAAAAAAAAAAAAGCGAGAUAGAAGGGUGAAAUUUGGGUUUCUCGAUGCUGUAAAAAAAAAAAGUUAUACUACCUAUGGGAAAGUGUGUUGUCUGUUUUUGUACAGUUUGGGAAGGACCUCAUCUACCUGCCCUGUAGCUCUCGGGAACGUGCCUCCUUCUUCUAUGUCGGUAGUAAGGUCUUUGUACAAAUCUUGCUGUUUUGUAAGCCUCCUCUGAAGCUGUCUUUGUGAAGUGUGGUUCCGGGUUAAUGUGUGGUUCCUCGCCUCCCCCAUACUUCCCAACAGCAGCACUAUGAGGGCCUCAGGGAGCCCCAAGGACCCACGAGCUUCUGCCUCUGACGCACUCAGCUGCUGAUCCUGGCUCCUACCCGCGAGCCUCUUUCUGUAUAUCUGAAGGAUGGAAAAAUAAAACAGAGUUAAAAAAAAAUCAA
Messenger RNA from Meriones unguiculatus (Mongolian gerbil), 1461 nucleotides. RefSeq names its product homeobox B7 (gene Hoxb7). The record is from RefSeq and is a predicted model, not a curated record. Gene Ontology annotation, cellular component: nucleus. The transcript is spliced from 2 exons. Gene Ontology annotation, biological process: regulation of transcription by RNA polymerase II. NCBI's taxonomy places the organism in Eukaryota, Metazoa, Chordata, Mammalia, Rodentia, Muridae. The coding region runs from base 258 to 914 and encodes 218 amino acids. Gene Ontology annotation, molecular function: RNA polymerase II transcription regulatory region sequence-specific DNA binding; DNA-binding transcription factor activity, RNA polymerase II-specific.